GAGAGAGAGAGGUGAUUGUAAGUGCACAGCUAUGCGACCAGCUCAAACUAGUUUGAUGAAACACAAAGAGCAGCAGAGAGAUCAGACACUGAACAGGAUACAGGGUCACAGCACACAGGAUCAGACUCACAGCAAUAAGAAUGCGGAGUUUCAUCUCAAUAGCGCUUGUGCUGGUGGUGGUUCUGAUGUUCACCGUUGAAGCCAGCAUGAAGAAAAAAGAAAAGGGCAAAGAGCCCAAAGCAGAGGUAGAGUGCAGUGAAUGGCAAUAUGGGAGAUGUAUACCAAACAGCGGAGACUGUGGCACUGGCAUUCGGGAGGCAACCUGUAAUGAACAAACAAAGAAAACCAAGUGCAAAGUCCCAUGUAACUGGAAGAAGGACUUCGGUGCGGAUUGCAAGUACAAGUUUGAGCGCUGGGCUGAAUGUGACACAACUACAGGAACCAGAAGCCGGUCUGGAAUGCUGAAGAAGGCACUGUUUAACGCUGAAUGCCAGUCCACCAUUAAAGUGUCCAAACCUUGCACCCCAAAGACCCCCAAACCCAAAGGAGGGGAGAAGAAGAAAGGAAAAGGAAAGGAAAACUAACUUGAAGACUCCCCAAUCCCUCCCCAUUGCCCACUCAUUGGUACAUUACUACGUGACACUCCCAAAUCCUCAAAAAGUUGAAUGCUGAAAUGAAAAAAACUGUAGCCCUACCUAUUGUUUUUCUUUCUUUCUUUUGUAAUUAGUAAAUGUUAUGAGUGUCUGUGCUGUUGUAAUUUGAUCUCUGUAGAAUUUUUAAUUGUCAUUUACUUUGCAUGUAUAAAAUAGGCCACAGCAAAUUUCUCAUCUAAACAAUUGUCUUUACUAAAGCGAAACACUGGUGCAAACCGAUAUGUGGCGCUAGUUUUGCCCUUGAAAGGAUCUAUUUGUAAAUUACAACCAUGCUGUUUUUCGAACGAAGAAGAUUUCUGUACGUUAUAACAUGUAAACUGAAUGUUUAAACAAACACCGCUCCUGGAAGUAACAGCCUAUAUAAAGUAUCUACGUAUGUUUAUAAAUGUUAAUGUUUUUAGAUUUGUAAUGGAUGUUCAAUCAAAUUGACAACACUAACUGAUAACUUC
Molecule: messenger RNA, 1102 nt
Organism: Xyrauchen texanus (razorback sucker)
Lineage: Eukaryota; Metazoa; Chordata; Actinopteri; Cypriniformes; Catostomidae
Product: midkine-B-like
Exons: 4
Coding region: 141-584 (147 amino acids)
Molecular function (GO): growth factor activity
Source: RefSeq, a predicted model, not a curated record